Molecule: messenger RNA, 614 nt
Organism: Sipha flava (yellow sugarcane aphid)
Lineage: Eukaryota; Metazoa; Arthropoda; Insecta; Hemiptera; Aphididae
Gene: ND-B17
Exons: 3
Coding region: 1-546 (181 amino acids)
Biological process (GO): mitochondrial electron transport, NADH to ubiquinone
Source: RefSeq, a predicted model, not a curated record
AUGGAUAUCAUUCGAAGAUUCUAUAGUAAAAAAUCUGAGGUGACUACUUCUAGUGGCCCGGCCAGUGAAACUGGUGGUGUUUUACCAAUUGAUUUGGAAGGAAGACAUCGAUUUGUAAGACAGCGACUUACAAAUAUGACCGAUGAAGAAAGAGCUUUUCGUAGGAAAUUCUUGCACGACCAACAUAUUCAUGAAGAUGAACCAGUGGUAGUUCCGGAAAUAUAUCAAGAAUUGUAUAACCCUAUUAGACGAGCAUACAGAAUGCCUAUGGAUGCAUUUCAAGAAUUUUUAGCUCCAAGAAUUGGUGAAAGAACUGCUUUUAAUGUGCGAUUUGUAACAGGCAAAGUGAUGAUGGGAAUUGUUGCUACUUAUGUUAUAACGUACUAUUUCCUUUACAAUACUAAUACUUGGGAAAGAAAAUCAGGAUGGAGAGUACAUGAAUCUCGUUCUCAGUGUGUACCAGGAGAUCCAGAUUUUCCAAGAACUUCAGACCGCCAUUUACCAAAACAUUAUGCAGAUCGAGGUUUUAGUAGCUCACCAAUUUAAUAAUGAAACAGUUGAUUUUGUUUUAUCAUUUUAUUAAUUAUUUCAUUGAAGUAUAAAUGUAGAGAAAG